AUGCCUCCCAAAAAAGGAAUGCGUAAAUCAAUGCCGGCGCGCAUUGUUCAUACUACAUUCACUCCAUCGCGACGUUCACCACGAGUCCCCACUCCUACGAGAGCUAUAAAUGAGAGCGAUUAUCCGACCAAAACUAUUGAUUUAGCUACCGAUCCCUCCUCAGAGAACCUUGUGACAUUUCGGUAUUAUGAUCCCAAGACCCCGCCUCAAAACGACUCUUCAAAGAAUACGUCUCCUGACGUAACUUCAACUGGCCGCCGAACUUUCCAGGCUCGUCCAUCUCGACUAUCCAACGUUUACACCCCGGUGGUGGAAACACCCAACUCCUCCAGUCAAGGCAGCCGGAGAACUCGCCGUUCGGCUGCUCUUGAAACUCCACAAAAUCAACUGUCCGAUCCUGACGCCCCUGAAAGUCUUGGCUCCACUGGCUGGACAUACGACCAAUACAUGGGAUCACACGACGACAUGGCUCCUGCCUCUCCCAGUGCUGCUUCCUCCAAGGGAACUCGCGCUUCUGCUCGCCUCCGCAAGCCAACAUCCCGUGCGAUCGAAGCCCUGGCAUUAAAGAAGAAGCCCCGCAAGAGAGCAACCCCCGCAUCUGCCAAGAAUGGAACGACUGAGCCCGAGGCCCAAGUCCUCAAUAAGACCACUCCCAAGUCUGGAAAGGGCAAAGGCAAGAAGCUUAUGAAGCAGAAGAAAUCUUCUCUUUGGAGCAUUGAUCUCGACACGGAAACCGCAGGACGAAAGCUGUACGAGAUCACCUUGGUUGCAUUGGGUGCCGAUUUCGAACUUCCCUCUGAUCCAGAGUGGUUCAUCGCCAACGCUCGAUUUGAAUAUUUCCAAGCCAAAGAGGGCUUACAGCGCGCUCGUGAGCCUUCUGCUGGAGAUGAGAAUCAACCCAACCUGUACGACAGCGAGACCGACACCGGAAGCAUCCGGCAAUAUAAGCAGCUGUCGACACCACAGAUUGACGAAGAUGGCUGGGCACGAGUCGGCCGCAUCAACGAACAUGGUGAAGAAAUUAUUUUCCCCCCAGGUGACCACAGCCCAUACUGGCCGCCUCGCACUUACAACGACGACACGUUGCCGUAUCCACCUGUUCGUUCUCGAUCAGAGAAGCAAACCCAGAAUGACAACUCCUUCGGAUUCCCUCCCUUGAUGGGUGAUCGCAACAUUCCCUUCGAUGCCCAUUCUCACUUUGUGCCAGAGGAUGUCACUGAAGAGCUGGCUCGGGCUCAAGCACGCGGUGAAGCUCGUCAGAAGGCACUCCCUACUCCGACUGAACCCAGGAAGCCUCGUUCUGCCAAGCAGCGCCAGACUCAACCACCCAUGGUCGACGGUCCUGCUCCCCCUGAUGAAACCGAAAAGCCAAAACCCAAGCGACGCGCAGUCAAACGUGCCUCUUUGCCAGCACCCACGACGCGGAAAGCAGCACCUCCAACCAAGAAACCCCUCGCUCGGUCUGCCAAGGCAGCCUCCAAGACCGCUCCGGCUCCUCUCCCUGCCGAGACUGACAACGGAGAAGGUUCAUCACAGGACCCGCCUUUCAGGCCCAUUCGUCUGGUUCUCACUGCUCCGCGACCUGAAGGGAAGACCAACGGCAACAAGGAGCCAGAGACCGAUGAGGAUGCAAGUAUCAAGAAGGAAGGGGCAUCUCCGACUUCUGUCAAGGGGAAGAAGCGAACUGCCGAUUCGAUGAACGGACCAGCGGGAGAGACUGCUGCUGCAAAGCGCGCUCGCCUUGCAGGCACCGAUGGCGAAUCUGGCCCACAGAAAGGCCGAAAACGUGCAGCAACCACAACUACAACUACGCCGAAGCAACCGGCUGCCUCGAAAGCCAAAGGCCAAAGUGAGGAGUCGCCGCGACGAAAGGCAACACCAUCUCGGGGUCGGGGCCGAGGUCGUGGUGGUCGUGGUCGAGGCCGUGGUGGAAGCUGA
Penicillium pulvis is the source of this 1938-nucleotide messenger RNA. Its product is annotated as putative GPI-anchored cell surface glycoprotein. The record is from RefSeq and is a predicted model, not a curated record. Bases 1 to 1938 code for a protein of 645 amino acids. NCBI's taxonomy places the organism in Eukaryota, Fungi, Ascomycota, Eurotiomycetes, Eurotiales, Aspergillaceae. The transcript has a single exon.